Molecule: messenger RNA, 834 nt
Organism: Penaeus chinensis
Lineage: Eukaryota; Metazoa; Arthropoda; Malacostraca; Decapoda; Penaeidae
Product: crustacean hyperglycemic hormone-like
Exons: 4
Coding region: 1-360 (119 amino acids)
Biological process (GO): circadian rhythm
Cellular component (GO): extracellular region
Molecular function (GO): neuropeptide hormone activity
Source: RefSeq, a predicted model, not a curated record
AUGGUCGUGCCGAAGGCUCUCCCCUUCGAAAAAGUCUUACAGAAACGCCUAGUGCUCUUUCUGGCGCUGCUGAUCUGCCAGAACGGCUACGCCAGCUUUAUCAAAGUAAGGCCCAACACCCUGAGGGAAUUCCAGUACCUCAAGUGCCAGGGGGAGUUCAACAAGGCCCAGUACGUGUCCCUCAGUCACGUGUGCGAAGACUGCCAUAACCUCUACCGCCAGCCGGAGAUCUUGACGGAGUGCAAGUCAAACUGCUUCCAAAACACCCUGUUCCCCACCUGCGUGAGUCUCCUGAUGUUGGACCGGCACGAAGACGACCUCAACAAAAAGGUGGCUCUCAUCAGCGGCCACGACCUCUAGACCCCCAGCAUCCCAACCUACUCGAACAGCGUCGGAUCCGAGAACAUUUCCUAUUUUGGUGGUCUGGAACGAAUCUUCGGAACAUUUUGAGGAUUUUUGGUUAAUUUCGAAUCUGAUCUUGCCAUAACAUUUCCAAUAUAUUUUGUUUUACUUGGAUCCGUCAUUGUUUGUUGUUUGAUCAAUGAAUCAAAUGCAAUCUAUGGUAUUAUGAUGAACAUUGCAUUUGUAAGCAUAACAUAUAUGUGUAAGUAAAUAUGAUCAAGAACAAAAUAUCAAAUCACACGCUUUAAAACGCAAUUUCGUGUUAUCUGAGGCUACAGGUGUUAGCAAUACGAGCCUACUGCUUAAAAGCAUAUUCGUUGUAUAAUGUAUUUUUUUUUUAACCAUUAAGUUUUGUUUAUCACGUGGCAAUGGAUAAACUGCUGAUUAUUAAUUGCCCUCAAAAUACUCAGAAUAAAAUGCAGACGAAAAUCA